AUGCCUGAGCUUCCCAAGGAAAUGCAAGCGCUUAGAUACUCCAAGCCGGAGGUAUUCAGCGUCGUCACAGUGCCUCUCCCAAAGCUUCGGGAUAACGACGUUUUGAUCAAAGUGAAGGCGUGUGGUGUGUGUGGGACUGAUCUCCAUAUCCAUGAAGGAGAGUUCAUUGCGAAGUUCCCCCUCAUUCCUGGACAUGAGACCGUUGGUGUCGUUGCCGCCAUUGGACCGAAAGUCAAAGGCUUCACAGUUGGUGAGCGUGUCGUAGCAGACAAUUCCGAGCUUUGCGAGGAAUGCUUCUACUGCCGACGUGGAGAGCUUUUGCUCUGCGAGAACUUCAAUGCUCACGGUGUUACCAUGGACGGCGGCUUUGCCGAGUACUGUGCAUAUCCUGCCGCUAAGGUCUUCAAGAUUCACAAUCUUUCGGAUGUUGAUGCCACCCUUCUCGAGCCUGCAUCUUGUGCUGCACAUGGACUUGACAAGAUCUCUCCCAAGAUGGGGUCAUCCGUUCUGAUGUUUGGAGCUGGACCAACUGGAUUAGUUCUUGCCCAGAUGCUUCGACAAAAUGGCGGCUGCAAGGUCGUUGUCGCUGCUCCCCAAGGGAUCAAGAUGGACCUGGCCAGAAAGCUCGGUGCUGGCGAUGAAUACAUUGAACUUUCCCGUUCAAACCCAGAAGUUCAAUUCCAGAAGAUCAAGGAUGAAAACCCAUACGGUUUCGACAUCGUCGUUGAAGCUACCGGCUCCCCCAAGAUUCUCGAGGAUGCUAUCAACUACGUUCGCCGAGGCGGUAAAUUGGUUGUCUAUGGUGUGUACUCCGCCGCUGCUCGUGUUUCUUGGCCACCCAGCAAGAUCUUUGGUGAUGAGAUCACAAUCCUUGGAUCGUUCUCCGAGACCUACAUGUUCCCUGCUGCCAUUGACUAUCUCGACUCUGGCAAGGUCAAGGUCGAAGGGAUCGUCAAUAAGACCUUCAAGCUCGACCAGUGGGCUGAGUGCUUGGAGUCCAUGAAGAACAAGAGCGCAAUCAAGGCUGCCAUUGUUUUCGACGACUAA
Hyaloscypha bicolor E is the source of this 1047-nucleotide messenger RNA. Its product is annotated as putative sorbitol dehydrogenase. Bases 1 to 1047 code for a protein of 348 amino acids. The record is from RefSeq and is a predicted model, not a curated record. NCBI's taxonomy places the organism in Eukaryota, Fungi, Ascomycota, Leotiomycetes, Helotiales, Hyaloscyphaceae. The transcript is spliced from 14 exons. Gene Ontology annotation, molecular function: zinc ion binding; oxidoreductase activity.